AGCCAGUUUUCUUUGAACACCGCGUUUUCUUCUAAUGUAUGCGCCGCUCGAAUCCCGACAGUCGGAAGUUGCCCGGCCGUCUAGCGCGUUUCUCGUUUCUCCUUUUCUGAGGCCUCUCCGGCCCUUAAAGCUCGCCUUUUUUCUAGGCAACUAAACGACCACAGAUUUUCUUCUUUUCCUCAACUGCCCUCUUUCCACUGGGAGUGACGCAAAGAGGUACAUUUCUCCCGCUCGCGGCUCUCUUCGCUCUGGGGGCUUGGCUGCGCAAGAGCGAGACUUGCGAGAAAAUCCACCGCCACAAAUCCCCGUUUGAACCGUACAGUCUCCUGACGGCCUUGUCUUUCUCUGGACAUGCGAAAACCAAGCAUGAUCAAUCUUGCAAGCAGCUUCCAAACCGACGGCGCCCGCCGCUAUGCGCCUGGUCGUCCUUCCCAAUGCCUUUAAACGCGUAGCUGCAUAAACGCGUAGGUGUACAGGUAUGCACAAGUAUUUUACUAUAUUCCUUAUAUAUGCAGUCAUUCGCGUAUCUGCCUGCGUCCCUCUGAUGGUCUAAUAACGGUGGGCGCUUCUGCAUCUCGUAAAGCUUUUUGGUGUUGGAAUUUUUGCUUGGAACGGAUUGCUGUCGGGUGUCCGUCCACAGGCAUGUGUGGGUGCCACCGCGCGAUUCUUCAUUCCGUUUUUUGUUUGGAAAAAUGAGCGAGUCUGCUUGCAUAGUGGAUUGCCCGGAGGUCGGCCCUCUGGUGCCUGCACACACCCCCUCCUUCGCUCCGGCUUCGCUGUCGGCAAACAGACAGGAAGUUUCUGUUGAAGAAGUCUUUUCAGAAAUCCAUGCAGAACUUGUCGCAGAGGCGCUCAAGGACCUCGACCCCGACGCAGAAUUGGACUCAUCUGCUGCAACACUCGUUGGAGAUUUGCUGGACGCCUUCGUCGUCGACACCGGCAUUCAGGCCGCCCGGAUCUGCCGCUUUCGCCGCGGAAAGACGCUCACGCGAGAAGAUCUGGAUUUCUGUCUCAGCCGGAACUUUGCAGUUCCCUCCACGUCCGACUUGCCUGUCUCCAGUGUUGUCUCCUCAACUGUCUCCAGUGUUGUCUCCUCAAGUGUCUCCUCGAGUGUCUCCUCGAGUGUCUCCAGAGACACCGGGGGGUGGCGUCCGUUGGCCGUCGCGUCGCCGCUGUCGAGUUUUGCGUGGGGACGGCAGCGGAGGCAGGAGGGCGACCCGUCCGAGUCGCUCAAGGCUCUGGUUUCGCGGCAGCAGGAGACGCACACACGGUUGUUUCACCAGAUUCUCCAGGAGCAGAAAGAAGGCAUUUCUGGGGGCUUGAGUCGCGGAGAGGGCGGCCGCAAAAUCCGCAUUCGAACGCUGGUCUCUCAGAAGGGAUCUGCGCAGAAGGGAGUGUCUUGGGCUCCUGGCGACAGGGAAGAGAAGAAGCGCGUUCGAGGUGGAGACUGCACUGAGGCCGGCGAGGACAGCGAUGGCCGGAGUUCUGCCUCGCCGCAAGGUGGAGAAGGGGAGACUGCGGAGACAGGCGUCUCGGCCAAAAAGAGCUGUGUCGCGAGCGACGGACGCCCUGACGCCGCCGCUGCUUCGGUGUCAACGGAUCUGAGGCCCUCUGGAGAGGAGCAGACAGAAGCGCGAGGCGGGCAAGCCGCGUUCGUUGCGUCGGCAGACGGGGGAGGAGAGACCCCUGUCUCUGGGGACAGAGCAGCGGCUGUUGGGUGUGGAGAGAGCAGAGAGGGGAUCCGCGAGAAGGAGAGAGACAGACAGAGGUGGAACGCGUCGAGUUGCGCGAGUCUCCAAGAGGCCGAUUUCGGAAACGCUCCUGGGCCUCAAGAUGGACAACAGAUGAAUCUGAACAGACACACGGGAGGAACAGGUCCAUCGGCGUCUGCUGCUCUCGCGCCUGCUGCUCUCGCGCCUGCUGCUCUCGCGCCUGCUCUUCCUCCUUCCUUGUCUCAGUCGCCUGCCUCUCUCCACGCGUUUGCAGAAUCUUCUGCCCAACCGUCAAAUCCUAAACCUUUGGGAUUCGUCGCGGAUGUAUCGCCCGUUUGUGCUCAGGGUGGAGACUCCACUCCUCACUCUUCUGGAGUUCCUGUUUCUCAUGGUGUUGCUUCGCUGCCUCUGCAUGCGCGCGACCUUCCUCGUCCUGCUGCAGAAGGCUUGGUCAACCUGCCUGUCGACUACUCACAACCGUACCCUUCUCUCCCUUCUUCUCUCCCUCCUUUCGCGUCUCCCUAUUUUCCGGCAGGUCUCGCGUAUCCUCCUGUCGCUCAAGGUCCGUCGGUUACUCCGCAUGAUUCGCAUUUUUUCGCUUCGGGGAGCUUCCUCGCUUCUCCUCUCGCUCCGUUUCGCCACCCGCGGAGACAGCAGGGAUACGAGGGAGAAGAACUCGCAGGGCGAGAGGCGCUGAAGCUCUAGGUUGGAAUGAUCUCGAAGAGGAAGAUCGACGUGGAAUGAUGUGUGAGAAGAGCUGAAGAAGAUGUGCAGGAGACGUGAGAACGGAAGUCCGUGAAGAAGGCGAAAGCGCCUGUGCGAGAACUCGACCUCAGGAGAGGUGGAAGGAAACCUUCGUUUCGGCCACAGUCUUUACUCGAUUUCAAAAGGAGACAGCAGGAGAGGGGAAGACGGCAUGGAAGAGACACAUACACUUUUGAGGGAACUCCAGGAAGAGAGAGAUUCAGGGAGACAUGGCGACACAGCUUGAAGAACUUUGGGUCUCGACUUCAUUUUCCUGCCAGUACACCCAGCGAAUGCCAGAAGGGGAAGGAGAACGCAGUCGACAGAUGGAAAGAAGCUUGUCGCGGUGGCGUAACACCCUGUCGAAGAAGCUUCGUAUUUUUCCCCUGAGCCUGACGGGAGAUCAAAUGCACUGCCUCAGCUGCAGCGCGCGGUGGAAAGACACCUGAAGAGGGCUGCUCGCAUUGUCUCUUUGCACUGUUCAGUUGAAGGAACAGUGCCGUUUUCAUGCGCUUUCUGCGUCUCUGUUUCUAUGCGGGAUAGCGGCCAAAGGUGCCAGCCGAGAGGAAAGGAAGAAGGCAUAUUGAGAGGUUUCUGAGGCAUGCGUGUGCACUGUGCUUCUCGCUGCCCAGCUGCCUUCUUCGAGUGACAGGGAACUUCGGAAGACUGUUUUCUUUGACUUUUCGACGACGAAUGUGAAGACAAUCUUCAGCUGUGUAGCUGCUGAGGGCUACCUUCGCUUGUUCGGUUUUCCUUCCUUCCCGGUGUGUAGCUGAACGCGGAAAAGGAGACACUGUGCAAGAGAGAAGAAAGAGAAAAAGUCGAGAACGGAGACGCAGGAACAGCGGCUGUUCGUGGCUUCACAGAACGAAGGAGCAACAAAAGAAGAGAGAAAAGGAGACCGCAUAAAGGAAAGCAGCGAGGACCGAAGAAGAGAGACCAUAACAGGAAGGAGAGAGACGAACAUAUCCGCAUAUCGCGUCGCGAUG
This is a messenger RNA of Toxoplasma gondii ME49, 3445 nucleotides long. RefSeq names its product transcription initiation factor TFIID complex subunit TAF12 (gene TAF12). NCBI's taxonomy places the organism in Eukaryota, Apicomplexa, Conoidasida, Eucoccidiorida, Sarcocystidae. Gene Ontology annotation, molecular function: protein heterodimerization activity. The transcript has 3 exons. The record is from RefSeq and is a predicted model, not a curated record. Bases 693 to 2417 code for a protein of 574 amino acids.